Saprolegnia parasitica CBS 223.65 is the source of this 330-nucleotide messenger RNA. RefSeq lists its product as hypothetical. The transcript is spliced from 3 exons. NCBI's taxonomy places the organism in Eukaryota, Oomycota, Saprolegniomycetes, Saprolegniales, Saprolegniaceae. The record is from RefSeq and is a predicted model, not a curated record. The coding region runs from base 11 to 289 and encodes 92 amino acids.
CAUGCCGUAGAUGAAUGCGUCGCGCAAGAACGACCUGGUGAUGAAGUCGCUGCCGCUCGAGAUGCGCACAGAGCUCUCGGGCGAGUUUGAGAUCCUUGCGUCCGACGACGACGACGACGCGGCCGAUCCUGAGCGCGCAUACCUCGCGUCGCUCUCGUCCAAAGAGAAGAAGAAGCUGCUCAAGAAGCUCAAGGAAGAGACUGGCGAGUCAUCGUCGAAGAAGCGCAAGCAUCACAAGAGCGAGAAGAAGGCCAAGAAGGAGUCCAAGCGCCAUAAGCACUCCGAUUAGAAGAUAUAGCGUUCAGCGUGUCGUACAUGCUAGUCGGUGAG